Messenger RNA from Closterium sp. Naga37s-1, 3006 nucleotides. The record is from the annotation of a GenBank genome assembly. Lineage: Eukaryota; Viridiplantae; Streptophyta; Zygnematophyceae; Desmidiales; Closteriaceae.
AUGCAGGCGCACCAGCUCAUCAGGCAGGACAACCUGGUUGACUGUGGCGUCUUCUUGUGCCACUACUUGCGCGGACUCGUAGAGUCAGACUUCUCAACGGUGCUGAAGUAUCUGUAUUUGGACGGCGUGAGCGGUGGCCAGUACCGCCGGCGCAUGCGUGCGGAUCUGUGCGCGCAUGCAUCCUGUGAGCUCGUACCUGCGCUGACCACACGGGGGAAGAUCGUUCCACCGCAGUAUGCACCUCGGACAUCGGAAAUCGGCACUGUGAGGGCGUCGGACGAGGUGGACAUGAGGAGCCGUCUCGCUCAGUACCAGGUCGAGGUGUACGGACUGCGGAGGGACCAUGUCAUCUGGGGCGCGGAAGUGACCGCGCUCGGGAACGCCAUGGGGUACAGCAGAUAUCAGAUGCUCGCAGCUGCCGCGUACGUGGUGAAGACAGACGGAGGGGCUUAUCGGAGCAUUGAACCGGCAGCAUCACCCUCUACGCCGCCUCACCUGCCUUGUGAGCGCACCGGUGGACCCCUCCCCGCCGAACCCUGUGGCGCGCAAUCGUGUGCGACGGGAGGUUUCGUGGCACACACGGACCUGGACGUAAUCCAUCAGCACCCCCGGCCCCUUCCUCCCUUAUCGCGUGUGUCGCCGGCCCAUGACAGUCCUGGUGGGCCGAAGACCCCUACCAACGGGAACGGUGAAGUCGCCCCGGGUGUACGUGCACCGACAGAGGUCCUGCUAGACACGCCUGCAGCGAAAAGGGGGGAGAAGCGACCGCGUGUCGAGGGCGGAAGCUUGGCAGCGGAAGGUACAACAGCCGCUGGUGGUGGGGGGGGAAGUGGUGGGUCCUCACAGUACACCGGGGUGCGGCGAGAAAAGAAGAGGGGGACAUGGAGCGCGAAGAUAUUGGUGAGGGAGCCUGGUCAGGCCAGGCGGACGCAGAUGCGGUUGGGGUCAUACACACAGGAGCCAGAGGCAGCUUACGCUUACGCCGCAGCUGCUCAUGUGUUAAGGCCUGGCGUCGUCAUUCCGCGCACGAUCCAGUUGACACCAACGGAACAGAGCCUUCUGGCAGGAUGCUCCAAAAAGGUCAUCAAGCUCCUUGUCAAGAGUCGGAUGUGGUUCCGCUGGAGAGAGUGGGAGCAGGCUGUGCUGGACUGCCAUGGAAACAUGGAUAAUCCUGAGGCCGAGACCCCAACCGGGUCUGCAGCGGGAGGGGGUGGGGACGAGGUGGAGGAGGAGGGGGGGCAGGACGCUGAUGUCGGCAUGGACGAUGGGCAGGCGGAUACUGAACCUGUCAAUCAUACUGCUGCUGUUGGAGUUUAUGGUAAUGGGAGUGAUGCACAGAAUGGAGUUCCAGGGGAUGAUGGAGUACCAGGGGAGGACGAUUUGACGGCGGGAGGCGUUCACGGGAGUUCGAACAUGGAGACCUCGGACGCGUCGAUCGAGCCCCAGCCUGCUUCCAGGUCACAGCGGGUGUCCAAACCUCCGUCGUACCUGCGUAACGCAUACCAGCUGACUCAGAAGCGACAGCGCGGGAGGAAAGCGGAGCGGGCGGUUGCAGUGCCAGCCAAGCGCGCAAGGGUUUCCCAGGCGAAGGGGGUUCCUCUUAAUGCUACAGCAUCCGCUGAGCCGGAGACUUCAGUGGCGGAGGCACCUCAGGCAGAGGUGGAGAUAAGCAUCGGUGCGGGCGAUGAGGACAUCGAGAGUGAGAGCGAGGCACGCCCGGCGCCGUCCCGGUCGAAGAACUUGGCCUCUGUGAUGGCAGAGUCUCAGGCGACUGCCACCACCAGGCCCCGACCUCCGCCCGUGCGCGUGCCGGACAACCCUUUUGUGGCCAUGCCUGUAGCUGGGUCGUCUCGUGACCCGUCAGCGCCCGGGGAGGAGACACACAUUCUGGUUAGUCGAGCGGAGUUCGAGGCCUUGAAGAAGGCGCAAGAAGCGAGCGCGCGCAACGUGGCCCGUCUUGAAGAUGAGCUGCGGUCUGCUAAGGCUGUGCAGGCGCGUGCACCCCCUCGCAGGCCGGACGAGCAUGUCUCGGGGAGCGGUGGAGCUUCUGGUCGGAAGCGGAAGCGUCGGGAAGAACUCGUCGAUGAGGAGACAUCCGACGAGGAGAGCGAGGAUGAGCCACCCGCGAAGAGGGGGCAUUUGAGGGUGUCCAAGUUACCGGUCCUGCAGCGGGCGCUCAAUUUUCUGCCUGCAAACAAGGCGUGGAAGCGCGCGUGCGACCUGGUGAAAGAUUACCUCUUCUUCGAGAAGGAGAACGACCGGAUUACGUUCUAUCCGAGCAGCGACGACAAGACGGUGGGAGUGUGUGCAGUGAUCGAGCGCCUGCCUUUCAACUUCGCGACACUGGCUCGAGCCGCGGACAAGGCAAGACGGCAGGAUUUGAACAAGGCCCUUAGCGAGUGGAAGUCAGGCGCAGCAGGAAGGACGCGGGACAUCUCGUGUCCACGGAUGGGGCUUUUCCGCGACGAGCGAGAUACGCGCAGCCCAUGGGCCACGAAGAAGGACCGUACUCUGGAGGAGAUCCGAUCGCAUUAUGGGCUGCUGCUGGGCGUUGACGAUCCCCUGGCAUUGUCCAAGUUUGGGAACGAUCGGGAGGGGAUGCCGUUCGCCUCUGGCGCAUUCGUGGCAUGCGCGGUAGCGGCAUUCAAGCCGAAGAAGGUGGCCGGGCCACUGACGGUGAAGCUUUACCACCUGGCGUGGCUGGAGCAUGUGGUGACCGACACGCUGGUGAACUGGGAGGCGAGGAAGGCGCGACUGUCGAACUCUGCUUGUGGAAACGCGCAGGUGGUCGAUGGGCUCGUGAUCCUUGCGCGUGAAGCAGUGUCGAACGCGAUCAGAAUCUUCAAGCCUAAGUACGACAUGUCCUCGUGCUCGUGGACCUGGGGGCGCCAUGGCCUUCGGCUGUCCUCGUGCGGGCUGGAGGACUUAAUUCCAGCCGCUACCGCACCCCGUGAUGGGGCGGAGGUUCAGGCGGAAGAGAUCUCUGGGUCGCUUGGAGGGCCGUAA